Penaeus indicus is the source of this 1334-nucleotide messenger RNA. RefSeq lists its product as uncharacterized. The record is from RefSeq and is a predicted model, not a curated record. Lineage: Eukaryota; Metazoa; Arthropoda; Malacostraca; Decapoda; Penaeidae. The coding region runs from base 2 to 1198 and encodes 398 amino acids. The transcript has 3 exons.
AAUGGCAGGAGCAAGUGGUAUAACGAGGAGCAUCCCAGCACAUGGACUCAAUGGUGGGGUCUUCCCUCCUUGCUCAAACUCUGCUCUCUUUACAAAUACACUCUUGUCCCAGUCCACUAAUGGCCAAGAAGCGCCUGUCAAAAAUAGUGUCCAGUCCAAUGGUCACAUUCUUCCUAAUGGUUUCCAUUCAUCUCCAAUAAUUGCUAAUGCUAAUGGUCAGUCACCAAAUCAAGCAAAUAAUGGUGUCUGCACCUCUUCCAAUGGAUAUUAUGGAUUUCAGUCAACAAGUGCUGAAGCUAAUGGAGGCAGUGAAGAAUGCGACAUGGAAACGGAUGCAUCUCCUGUAAGCAUUAGUCAGAAUGGAUCGCCCAAUGAACAGAAGAUUGGAGUAGCAACAGGAUUUGUAAAUGGACAAGGAAGAACCCCAAAUGGUCAGGCAGACAAGAUCACUUUAGAGUUCACAAAUGGGGAUGUGAUUGGCACAGUUCUUGGGUUUACCAAUGGACACUCACUAGGAAAUGCCUCUAGAAUGGCCAGUGGAGUAAAUGGAACAUGUCCAAAUGGCUUGGAUGGUAACACUCUCAAAAGCCAUAAUAAUUUGGGACAAGACAUCACCUUGAACCAUGGGAUUUCUCAGAAUCACAUCCCAGUUGCUGGCUGUAAGAGGUCCCGGGAGGAAGGUUUUAUCCCCGAGAUCAAGAGGAUGAAGACUGAGGACAUUGCUUAUUCACCCAUGAACAAAAGGAGCACAGACUCACACAAACGCUCCUCCAUUAUCCCAAAGACGGAGGGUGAUUUUCUUGUUGCUGUUGAUUGUGGUGGUGGUGUCGGUGGUGGAGAGGCAGGGGCUACUUGUAAUGGGUUGGACAGGGUUAGUGGGGAAGAUAAAGACAUGGAAACUGUUGUUGCAUCCACUUGUGAGUCAUCCAGAGAGGAAAGGACAUUGGGUGAAGGCAGUGCCAGCAUCACACACCUUGAGAAGGGAGCUGGAUCAGAGAGUGAGGAAGAAAGGCUUGGGAAACCCCAGCUGCACCCUACAACAGCAGCAGCGGCAGUAGUUCCUGUCUCCUCAUUUGGAGCUUCUGGCCCGUCAAAUGGCUCACCAGCUCCUGUACCUGCACCUCUGCCUGGGUACUCAGGAAUGAUGGGCUGCCUAGAUGCUCACUACCCACGCUGUCUUAUGGGACAUUACUUUUAAGAUGUGACAUUGAAGCCCAUAGCCUGUGGCUCUCCCUUGGUGAAAACCUUCUCCCUUGGUCCACCUGCUGCAGAAGUCAUCCCUACGUUCUCUUCAGUACUGGAUCACUCACGCACAAUCAAGGCAGAGAUUGGUU